Molecule: messenger RNA, 373 nt
Organism: Haliotis rubra (blacklip abalone)
Lineage: Eukaryota; Metazoa; Mollusca; Gastropoda; Lepetellida; Haliotidae
Product: histone H4-like
Exons: 1
Coding region: 13-321 (102 amino acids)
Biological process (GO): nucleosome assembly
Cellular component (GO): nucleosome
Molecular function (GO): DNA binding; protein heterodimerization activity; structural constituent of chromatin
Source: RefSeq, a predicted model, not a curated record
CUCAGAGUAAACAUGUCAGGCCGUGGUAAAGGAGGUAAAGGUCUUGGAAGGGGCGCCAAGCGUCACAGGAAGGUUUUGCGUGAUAACAUCCAGGGUAUCACCAAGCCAGCCAUCCGUCGUCUAGCAAGAAGAGGUGGUGUCAAGCGUAUCUCAGGUCUGAUUUACGAAGAGACCCGUGGUGUCCUCAAAGUUUUCCUUGAGAAUGUCAUCCGUGAUGCCGUCACCUACACCGAGCACGCCAAGAGGAAGACUGUCACUGCCAUGGAUGUCGUCUAUGCCCUGAAACGACAGGGACGUACCCUCUACGGAUUCGGCGGUUGAAAACCUUGUGUUUUCACCAACACUCUCAACGGUCCUUUUCAGGACCACCAAA